Lutzomyia longipalpis is the source of this 1252-nucleotide messenger RNA. RefSeq lists its product as uncharacterized. The record is from RefSeq and is a predicted model, not a curated record. NCBI's taxonomy places the organism in Eukaryota, Metazoa, Arthropoda, Insecta, Diptera, Psychodidae. The coding region runs from base 1 to 948 and encodes 315 amino acids. Gene Ontology annotation, cellular component: membrane. Gene Ontology annotation, molecular function: phosphatidylinositol bisphosphate binding. The transcript has 2 exons.
AUGUCUCAAAGCAAAAGAAUUCAUUUCUCGUUAGUUUUUGCAAUGGAGCCCGUGGUGUUGGAUGUGGCAAAAGUGUACGAAAGUCAGAAGGAUGUGCUGAAGAAGGAGGAUGUGAUGGCACUAAAGGAAUGGGCGGAUUCAAAGAAAUUCUACGCUGCGGAAUUUGAUGAACUUGAAUUAAUUUUCUUCCUCUGCGAAUGUGAAUAUGACGUGGAAAAGGCCAAGAAGCGCAUCACAAAUGCCACAAUCUUCCAGAGUAGAUCGAGCAUUUUUCAAAAUAUGGAUUUUAGGAGUGACGAACUAAAGGCCGCAAUGGACACUGUACUUGUCUCCUGUCUCACACUGAAAGACGAAAUUCCUGGUCAAUUGGCAAUCUACAUGCGUGUCUUGUGCGAAGAUGCAAAAUUGGUGAAUGCCUCAAAUCUCAUUAAGGUAUUCAUAUCGUACUCGUAUUUAUGGUUUCGCUCUGAGGUGCCCCCAGUCAACCACAUUCUAAUCGUCGAUCUCGAUGUAGUCACUUUGGCCCACUUGGGGACCCUCGACCUGCGCACGUUGCGCGAAUUGUCCUGCUUCUACAAUCACUUCUACUUCGGCACACUCAUGAAGGUGCACCUCAUCAAUGUUGGCCCGUGGAUUGAUCGCCUUUUGGGACUCCUGAAGACCACGAUGGGACGGGAGUUUAGUGAGAAAAUCUGCGUGCAUCGCGAUGCGAGUAAUUUGCACGAGUUCAUGGCACUUGGGCACUUGCCGAAGGAAUUGGGUGGUGAUUUUCUCUCAUUUAACCAAUUGCAUGUGGGUAUGAAGGAAUUGCUGGAGAAGCACGCUGAUGAGCUGAUGAAUAAGUAUAAAGUACAUUCGAGUGGAUUUCUCCAAAUUCAUUCAGCACCACACACUGAACCCGAUCUAUUUGGCGUUGAUGGUACAUUUAGGCAACUUGAAGUGGACUAACCAACGAUCUUAUUCCUUGCAGAAUGAGCAUUGAUGUUAAAUCAUUUUUCAAUUUUCUUAUUUUAUUCGAUUUUCAAGUAAUUUUUCGACAAUUGAAUGAAAUGCUCCAUAUUGCUUAAUUUUCUAAUAAAUCCAAAUAAAUAAACCAAAUCAUUCCUCCCACACAUUGUAAAUGAAUUAUUAAAAUAAUGUAAAAUAUAGAUCAUAAAAUUUUGUGGGCUCUUCCAAAAGCCAUUGUAUGCAAAUUAAAUUCAUUUUAUAACAUUUAUUCCGGUGAUUUCAAUAAAAGUAAAAAUUCGCAUUU